Messenger RNA from Pecten maximus, 10791 nucleotides. RefSeq lists its product as uncharacterized. Gene Ontology annotation, cellular component: cytosol; centrosome; centriole. Gene Ontology annotation, biological process: regulation of centriole replication. NCBI's taxonomy places the organism in Eukaryota, Metazoa, Mollusca, Bivalvia, Pectinida, Pectinidae. The record is from RefSeq and is a predicted model, not a curated record.
CCGAGAUCAAACAUGGCCGCCAAUUUCAAAACAACAACAAAAAUAAAAUGUGUACUUAUGAAAUAAAACAUCUUUCAAGAUCUAAUGGAUUCAAAGGGCCUCCAACUACGCUAUUCUGGUGUCCAUUUAGGCAUUGAUGAUGUGACUGAAGAAGUUGCAUAUUCUGCAUUACCACAAUAUACAAGGAUGGACGGGGCAGCAUCUGGUCAUCAUAACCAGACGGGCUCUACCAAUGACAGUGGAAGGGAUGACAGCUCGAACCAAGUUUCUUCACCGUCUGCUCAUCGAGGAUUUUCUUCUGACGAGGGAUCAGGAUGGAGAUCAGAAACAGAAACCUCAGAUGGUAACCUUAGUUUGUCACAGUACCCUUUGGAUGACAAGUCAGGAUAUGACUCGGCUCAUGAUGGUGGAAGUAUUAAUGAUGAGGCCUUGUCUACCGCUAUAACAGAAGUAUCUAAGGACUUUAUCUCAGGGAAUUUCUCCCCCAUGAGGUGUGUGGUGGGUUCUGGGGACAGUGACAGCAACUCGGAUGGAGACCAUAAGGGGUCGACUGGUGAUCCCAGGGGGGCUGUUUAUGCUAAUUACCCGGAAUCCGCGACGGGGAUGUCGGAUGUCGAAUGGAACCCUUAUGAAUCAGACUAUAACCCUGAACCAACCCCAAGGUCACUUGAAGGUGAAGGUCCUGCAAGAAACCCAAUGUUAGACACAAUGGCCUCUGUAAAUACACAGAGAGGCAAGGACUCUGGGUACCACAGCACACAGACUGUUAAUACUAUGGCUAGUGCUUUAUCCAACACUGACAGUGCUCCGAGUGCUAAGUCAGGCUCUGACACUGGAUCAGGUGAAGACUCUGACAAAACCAGCGGAUCUUCCCAACCUUCUACCCAGCAGUUUUAUGCAAUAUUUUCUGACCAAAGUCGUGAUGGAGGCAUGCAGGUGCCAGGGGGUCAAGGUUAUGAAAGUCAAAGGUUAACCAGGAGAGAUUCGGGAGAGGCCCUACCAGAAUUCAAAUCAGAAAAUGGACAAAGAAAGUCUGAUGCGCCUACUCUAGUUUUGAGGCGAUCAUUGGAGGAGAAUGACAGAAAUUCUGGUUCAGAUAAUAAUCACAGGUCUCAAGGUCGAGAGUCAAAAUCUCAGACGAGUUCUGUAUCUGAUUCUAGGUUAGUAGGUAGCAAACCUGGUGAGUCAGGUUUGAAUGAUGCUCUGAAGAAGUCUUCAUCAGCAGCAGACUCAGAAACGGGACAAAAACGGAAAGAUGUUGUGUAUGUUCCAGUACUUGACAGAGAACGUUUGAUAGGGCUGCCUCGCGCCGACUCGGAAACACAGAAAUCAGAAAAUUUUCAGAGUGUGACGUCAGAAAACGGUCAUCGUCAGACAAUGACUGCACCCCUAGCAACUACAGAUACUGCCACUACAACUCAAGGGACAGAUACGCAGUCCCGCAGUGACAUGUCACAUCGUGUCGCAAAACUUCUUGAUGAUGCCAGUUCAUUAGGGGCUUCUCUUCAUAAACAAUUGUACAGUAGAGAGUCGUUAGGUCUUGGUGACGGCGACCAGCACAACAAAGACAGACCGUUACUAGAUUCUAGACCACUAGGGACCAUGGAUAGGCCAUUACUGGAGUCUAGACCACUAGGGUCCAUGGAUAGGCCAUUACCAUGUCCCAUAGACUCUAGACCACCUCCACCUCCCUACGAUGUAGUCCAGGCCGAGAGAAAGAUCGAGGAAGUGAAGGAAAACCUGGAGAGUCAGUCUCGAAGUCUUGGUUCCUUAGGGUCAAAUACGGAAAAUUUGUCAAAAUCUGAACAGAGCAUGACCUCUUCCCUCGGUGAAGAAGUGGCUAAACUGCUGGUGAAGGGAGAUUCUGCUAGUGCUGGCAGUCUGAAGCUUGACCUCAAGUCUGUGACAGAGGAAAGGGACCUCAGUAAUGAAAGUGCUGCUGAAUUGGAGUCUUUGCAGCGCUACUAUCGACAAGAACGAGAGACUGAGAGGCUUCUUGAGGAGACGCGUGCUCGUCUUAAUUCAGAUCGCAGUACGGAUUCAGGAGAUUCUCUUGGUCAAAGAGUCCAGAAUGUUUUAGCAAAAACAGCAUACGUCGAAAAAAUGCAGUACCCACCUCCGGAACAAACACGACAUAGCGAUAAACCAUUUAAUGGUAAUCCUGUACAAAUAGACUACUCAAUGUUACAGAGGGACCUUCAGGACAUUCAGAAUAGCCUCCACCAUCAGGUAGGGGAGACCGAGUACAGCAGUCAGCUCCGAGGUCUAGAGGCCCAGAUAUGGACAGAAGUGGUGAAAGUUUCUCUUCAAAUCCCUGAGAGUGCACGAAACCGUAAACUCCUCUGGGACCAUGCAGCUGACUUUGGAAUAAAUGUCAGUGGGGCAGGGGUGUUCCUUGGGACUAUGAAAAACGACACAGAAACCGAAACUGAUACACUAGGUCUGACUGCACUUGGGGAAUCCAGGCCGAACACAGACGAUGAGAGGCCGUCGCCCGAUCACGGACGCAGGAAAGUGGAUAUUGUAGGUGACCAACUGGAUUCGGAACCCGAGCUGGAUGCGGAUGGUCGGCCAAGAAACCUUGCACCUGAUGUGGAGGAGAUUAUUAGAAAGUAUCAGUCUAAGAAAGGAGAUGAAGAGGCGUUGGACACCUCUGGCUUGGCGAGUCGUGUUUUCACCAUUCUCACUAAAGAACCACCCCAGAAACAAGUGUUUGGUAUACUGGAGGAAGCUAUGCAACAGGAACGAGUGAUGAUGGAGAGGAUUGCUAACCGGCCAAAGAUGGACUCUAGCUACGACAGCUACGAAUCCCCAAACGGCAGUUUUAUAGUUCGUGACAGGGACAUAAAGAAACAACUGGAGUGGUCGCAGAUGAGUUCUUUGAACGGAAGUAUGCAUCCUGACAAAACAGCUGCAUCGGAGUUGUCCUUCCUGAAGGGCGGCAAGCAUGCGCCCUUCAAUGCCCUUGGGAAUGCGGAAAAGUACCUAUCGUCUCAGAUCCAGAAAACUACUGACCGUACGUUUGACCAUAGUAUAAACCUACGGACACCAUACCGUCAGGUCAUCGACUGCUACCCUGUGUACCGUGACAACCAAGGGCAGGUAACUCCAGGCGUCACCAGAGAGGCAUGGCAAGACCAGGGUGCAAGUCGGGGCGAUACAGAGAGCAAAGAUGAAGAGGUUUACCGUGAAUUGGAACCAUCACCAGCGCGACCCUCGAGGGAACUGGAACUCAAAGAUACCGUAACACCACAGCUUGCCAAUGAACGUUUUUUUCUUAAUGAAUUGGACAACAGCCCGGUCCAGCAGCGGGACCAACAACGACGCUACAGUGACCCUCGUGACCUCUCGCCUGACUUCAGGAUUAGUCCCGACAGGGAACGACAUAUCAGAAGUAGGUCGGAGGAGGCAGCACCGUUAGGUCAUGACAACAACUCAACUUCGCCAACUGAUCGCAGAUUUUCUUCAUCACCGCACGGAGAAGAUGGUCGUCCUUCCAGUAGUAAGAGCGCCCGUCUGUCGCGAUCUGGAAGUAGUGACCGUCAGGAAACUUACGGAGGCAACAGUCCACAGCAUGCUCGUAGAAAGAAAAGAUACCGUCGUCAUCGCAGAGAGGGCAGUCCAUCCAGCAGUGGAGGUGUGAUUUCACCCAACGACUCUGACAACAGUUCACGUCGCCGGGAGGGCUCAAGGCUCCGCCCAUAUAGACCCUACGGGAGCCGUGACCUGUACUAUACCGAGGACAAUGACGACUCUGGGUCACUGAUGGACAGCAUCGCCACAGUAGAAAGUACACACACAGCUGUAAAUUCUACCAUGGAAAGCUCACACUCAGGUUCCGAUGACGCGAUUGGGCCAUCAUUCCCUUCCCAUUGCCUGGGAUCAAGACUGGACGGCCCUAAAUCUGGCGGUAUCUACAGUAAUCACAAACCUUCAUCUGAUGGACUCUCCACUAUUGAGGAGAAAUCCUUGGUGGAUGACCGGGAUAAGUCUGGGACAGACAGUGGCUUAGACAGGAGAUCCAUGCAUUCCGGCAAUUCAAGGGGAGAUAACACUGUUUCAACAGAACAACGUCCAGACAGUGGCCUUGAACUCCUCUCAGGUCGUCCCGGGAGACAGGAAAGUGACCAGGAUGAGGUUGUGCCAUACAGGAGCUCAAAACCAACUUCUGCGGACCUUCGUUCACGGAGUGAUCUGCCCUUGAAAGACCGAGAAUAUCAAGGGAGUUACAAUCCCUCCAGACUGGCAUCAGAAAGUCAGCACAGGGAUGAACGCCGUCUGGUGCCUGGGGAUGACUUCCUUGGCAACCGAUUCGCAGCUGACACAGGAACCAGCAGUCAUAGAUAUAGAAGUAUUGGAUCAGAUUAUUCAGGACUGACCUCCACAGAGACGCGACCCAAGGAGAGAAUUAACAGUGGUACAGAAAGUAAAGACGAUCCCCUGUCUGUCACUACAAGGUCGGACCCUGGCGACAUCUUCACCCCACACCCAGGCCGGGAGGGUGACCUGUCUGUCUACCCUUUGGACAGGUACUCUGAAGGAAGGAACUACUACCAACAGGACCCUGUCGGGGCCACAAGGUCAAGGUCAAAGUCAGAGACAGAUCUUAUUGCCCUCAGUCCAGAGAGUCACAGGAAUUCCUCACCAGUUCACAACACAAGGUUAAUGGAGUUGUCAUGCCAACCAUCUCCAAUUUUCUCUCAUCAUACGACAAUGGAUUCCCCAGCGAUUGCUGGCGGCAGGGGAAGCCCCAAGCCAGGUCAAGCCCAGGAUCAUAUGGCAAAGUACAUGGAAGAGAGGCUUCAACAGAGAUCUUUGGAGAGAGGAAAAGACUAUAAAGAUCUAGAGAAAUUUGAUCCUUUGGACAAAGAAAUUGAUUACAAUCCUAGAUUGAGGUCAAGGUCACUUGAACCAGGAGAACAUUACAGAGAACUAGAUGCAAGAGACAUCUAUCAGCGCCCGUCUGCAAGAGAUAACUACCACUCUGAUAGGGAGAUCUAUCAAAAUAGACGAGAGACUGGACGGGGCACAUCAGAUAACGGUGGUAUUGAUGGUCGGUACAGAUCAAGGGGAGAUAAUGCACCAGUAGAGUAUGUCACCCAGGCUGAGCGUCAGCGACUCAUGAGUCCAUCGUGGGCAAAUCAAAACCAGGGCUGUGGCAGAGUUGAGGUCACGGCCACCUACUGUGAUAAAACUGGACAACCAGUGGACCGAGGCUACAAUCCAGGUGCUGACCACCCACUUGAACCGCGGAUAGACAGACCUCUUGAACCAGGCCCAGGGCUGAUAGCCCGACCCUUGGAGCCAGGGGCAGAUUUCGCUGAGGUGAUGGGUAGGAACUCGGACCGCGAUAAUCCUCGAGGAUCUGCUUACACGGACCCAGAGGGAGAUGGGCAGUUUAGGGAGCUUGAGCAGCUGCCUGAUUCUGACUUUGAGGAUGCUAUAAAUGAGGAGAAAGAAAAACUGCUGAAGGAGAAACGGGACAAACUGAUCAGGGACCUGGAGAUGAAAGCCAGGUCUCAACACAAAUUUGUUCCCUUGGUGGACGAUGAGAGUGAAUAUGAUGAAGAGUUCGACAAGAGGCCUCCCAGCAAGCGCGUUGUCAUCCUUCGUGAGAGUCUUGAGAAGGAAUAUCGUGAGUCAGUCCAUCCAAACAUCAACGACAUGUGGCAGAGGUUUAAGGAUGUGGAUCCCAGCAAUGCCAGCGAGAGCAGUAUGAACACCCCGCGGAUGGAUACACUUACGAGCUUAAUUAAGAACCCCACAAAGCAUGUUGUCCAGAAGUACAUGGACGAUGUUACGUAUGAACGUGCUAAGGAGAACCGGUUGAUGAAAGAGCUUAACACAUUGAAUGAAGAGGCAGAUGAAGGGCAGACAACUCAGAAACAGGAAGUGGAAAAAUCAGCAAGGCAACGAAAAGAGGCCGAGCGAUUGAGACGUGAAGCCGAGUAUAGGAAGAGGUUGAGUGGAGAUGACGAGAGCAAUGGCAGUUACGCCGAGAUCCUCGCUCAUCAGGAAAAGAAGAAGCGUGCAGAAAAAGAAAAGAAAAAUAAGGAGAAUAAUAACCGAAACAAGGAAGCAAAACCAGCUCGAGCCCAGAAGCUUGGAGAGAGUGCAGACACACUUUACUCUAUACCAGAGGACACAAGCUUUGAAGCAACAACACCGAGUGCAUUGAAUGAAUCUGAUCUGAUGUUAAAGGCCAAACGUAACCGGCGCCGUCAUGUCAUCGAUCCGCUCAUGGCUAAACUCCACGACAAGGUCAUACACCAACGGGAUAAAAUUGACAAAGAGAGAAAGAAGGAGAUUCGUAGAAUGGACAAACUCAAGAAAUUAGAAAUGUUGCUCAAUGCUAAACAGAAGGGCAGACUUUCUGACAAAGCUAUUGGAGUUGAACUAGACUUGGUGUCGUCAACAACGUCUAUAUCCAUGACAGAUUCGUCCACUCUUUUAGAUACAGAUUCGACUCUCAACUCGCAGGGAGAUUCCAAUGUUGCUGUCGCCGAUACUUCAUCAAAAGAUAGUAGCACCGAUGUACACUUCCAGCCUCCAAAUAAAAGUCGACAAGUAGCAUUUCUGGAUAAGGGUAGGGGCCCAACAAGAGGGAGGGUCCCAAUGAAAGGCCCUGUACAAACAGAAGAUUCAGAGUCGCAAAAUGAAGACAGCAUUUUUCAUCGGCCGUUCUCAGCCAAACAAAGAGGAGAAAAGUUCAGCAGUGAAAAGAAAGGAAAACAGAAAAACAAGAAAACGAAGACGAGUACCGCCGAUAUCUACCAGGAACCGAAACUCAACCGCAGAAAUAAAGAAAACGUGGAAGAGUUUUUAGCACAGAUGGAGGAUAAUGGUAUAGAUGUGGACGAGUUUGAAAAGCCAAGGAAAUCGAGGUCACCAUCGUCACGAAAGUACAAGUCUGUGUCAACCAUGUAUCCUUCUCCCAUACAUGUCAGUCCACCUCGACAACGCAGCAAAAAAUCUGGGAAGGUCACAAUGGUGUCGGAGGCUAUCCAGACAAGCCCCUAUAUCCCCUCUCACAACGACAGAGGGGUCAUUCCAGUUCCUCUGAUGUCACCAGAGAGACGGCAUAAGAAUAUCUCGACCUCACCCACCAGGUCAACCACACGCUCUCCUAUUAGGCAAAGGUCAGCUCACAAAAGUACUGCAUCAUCACGUUCACCUCUAAGGUCAAGGUCAAGGUCAAAGUCACAGGAAAACAAGAGGACAACAUCAUUUGAGAUAAGCAUGUCACCCGACAGGUCAAAGGAGGUUAGGAGGAGGCCAAGGUCACCAUCUCCAAAGACGGACAUUGAUUAUGGAUACAUGUCCAAGGCAGUCCCACCUCCUAAAUCUCGGAUGUUUACUCCGGAAACUCCGGAAGACACCUGUAUAGCCAAACUCCAGGACAGUCCUAACAGGGGCGUGUCCUGGUAUAUUCCUUUGCCUGAAUCCCGACCUUGGAGACAGCCUCUUAAGGAGCAGCAAGCACAUGCUGUGAAACAGAAACCAUGGCAACCGAAAGCUAUGCACCCAGCAGACUGGAAGGCUGUCGUCGGUAGUGACAUUCUCAAUAAAUCACGGGACACAAAGUUUGACCUUGACCCCAAAGGUCAUCGGAAAGACGACGGACAUGUGGAUGCCAACAGCUCUGACGAAGAAAAUUAUGAUCCAAAGCCUUUGAAUAAAAUGUCCUUGCAGGAGGCCUUUAAGACUUUCAAACCAAACACGAUAUCUCGGGUUGGUGAGCGCCAGAAGAGAGUCCUGUUGGCAGCACACGAGCGCCAACUGCAGCAUUACUUGGAACAAGAGCGAAAGGAACUGUUUGACAACCAAGGCAACAAGAAAGAGUCGAACCCCGACGCACAUCCUUAUAGUGAAAAUCUACACAAGCCAAAAAGACGAUCCAUGUCCAAGAAGGAAAUGAAAGAAAUAACCAAGAGGUUGUACAAGAAACUCCCUGAAGUGCAGGCCAUGAAGUAUGUAAAGAAACGAGACGAAGAUUACUCCCUGAAUCGUCUCAGAGCAAGAGUCUUCAAUAGGAAAGUCCAGCGGACUGUAUUACAGAAAUCUGACAAACAAAGUUAGCCUCUUCUUUGAAAAGACCUGGAUUCUUGUAUCAGUGUAGAAUUUGUUUCCAUAGCAUCAUAGACAAGUUAGUUAAUUUAUUCAUAGUGUAGGACCAUCUUACUAGGCAGAUUUGUAAAUAAAUCCUCGAUAAAAAAUUACAUUUCCUUCAAUAUACAUAAAAUUUAAGAUAGUAAUAUCAUUCAAAUUUUAUGUGAAAUAUGUUUUAGAAAUGGAAAAUGGAAAAAAUUGGCAUACAUAUUUUUGGAUAAACAUUUUGUGAAAACGAAAUAUUAUGAAUAAUUCUCAAAUGAGAUGAUGAAUUUAAAAUGUGCCAUAUUUCGGUUAAUUUCAAGAACAUCUGUUAGAAGGACAAUUUGCUACAUGUGUACGUUGGUUUGUGUUUAAAUAUGCUGGUGAGUGUCUGUGAUAUAUUGUGUGUAUCAAAUAUAAUUUGGAUGAGGUUGUCUCGGACAUUUAACUUCUGUGAUAUGUAUAUAUAUAACAUGCUUAGCCUUAAAAUAUGGUGUCAAAAUCUUGACAUAAUUGUAUUUAGUAAUCAAAAGUGGAAAUGUUGUCUACCACUGAAUUUUACCAGUACCUAUAUAGUGCUCAAGCAGCUGGGAAGUCAAAUAGUUUUCCUUUGCCGUCACAUAAUGAAUUUUCUUCGUUAUAUUGCCAAAAACAUUUUUGUGAAAACUAUUCUUGAAAAACAGUGGCAUUAGAAAAUUUUGCUUGCGGCCUGGAAAUACAUUAAUUUUGUAUAUAGACAGUGUUCUGAGACCGAAGUACACAAUUAUAGAUCUGAAAUUGUUAAACAUAUGCCAAUAUCUGUGUAUGUGUGUGUGUGUGUGUGUGUGUGCACAUGGGACCAUGUUUUCGUGGAGUUUAUAUCAGAAAGGUGCCUGUACCUUUUCUUAAACAUUUUUUGUUUGUUAUGUGAAAAUGAGAAGAUAAAUCCUUUGUUUAGAUUCAUACAACAUAAGUAUGUAUUAUGUACAUUUAACUUAAUCAGUUUUUUUUCUUGAUUUUUUUUCUCAUAAUUUUUAUAAAAAAAGGACUAGUCUAUUUAUCGCGGAUGUCACAGAGAUCUUUACAUUUGUGAAUAUACAAAUUAGUGCAUUGCUCUAUAUUAUGAAAGAUUCACCAAGCUUUUUUCGUCCUUACAUAAACUUGAUUCUUUUUGGCCCUGUGGUAAAUUUGUCUACUAUUGCUCUCAAUGAUUUCCAUCGGUAAUAAUAAAAUUCAGCUUUAACCUCAAACUUUAUUUCUAAUGUUGCCCUCUAUUCAAGUGAAAGUUUUCAUAUAUACAGUACAUGUACUAAUUUUAAAAUUUUCCAAUUGGACGUGAAAAGGUAUGGGGUCACCUGCCCGACCGCGUGGGUUUUCCCCGGUACUCCGGUUUCCUCCCACAGUAAGACACCUAACAUGCUUUAUACUGGACCAACAAGCAUGAUUGAUAUAUUACUAAGUUGAUAUAUCUUGUUUCACAAUUGUUGUAAAAUAAAGUUUACAUUUACCAAAAUUUGUGGUUUGAAUUUACGGUUACAAGAUGAUAAUGUAAAAUUAAUAUACUUUUCUACAUUUACAGUUUUAUAGAGAAGCAGAUUUUACAGCAUGAUCUUGAAACCUUAAAAUUUAAACCACAAAUUUAAUGUAUAUGGGGAAACUAUCACUUGACAAGAGGACAAAAAUGUUUUAUCAAUAAUUUUAUUUUACUCCUUACUGACAGUAGUUUGUAGUAGUACAUGUGUCAUGAGUGCUAGAUAUGUAGUCUUACUCAAAUCAGUACAUUCAUUCAGCAUCACUUUGAACUCACUGUACUGUGAAAAUGUCACUUUGGAGAGAAAUUUCUGUAUACAGUAUAUGUAUACACCAAAUGUUUGUUUUUGUUUACACUAGCUAGAAUAAUGUUUGUUAAAGUUUUGUAAUUUAAGUAUAAACUCAGGAAGUCUUAACAGUUUUUGUAGAAGUUAAUUUAAUUCGGAAUCAUUAAAUUUUAGUGAUUAUUUCAUUUUCUACAGAAAUGCAUGACCUUUCCGUCCGAGUUCAUAUUCUUGCGUGUAAUUAUGGAAAAAUAUCAUGUGAAAUUUUGUGUAUACAAAAUGCUAGAAAUUCACAACUUUUAUAAAGAACAAACUUGGCUGACAUUCUGAAUUUAACAUUCAGAUUUGUAGUAAAGUGAAAUUAAUAAUGUAUAUCUCUAUAUACCUACAAACUCAAUAUAAAUAGCAUUAUAGCUAGGUUUUUUAAUUACAGUCUAGAACACUAUUAUCUUGCCAUACUGGAGUAGAUAUAUUUAUUUUGAGUUAAUACUGAUAUACCAGUCCUAAGUUUUAUAUAGGUGUUAAAAAUCAUAAACAACAUUGCCUUAAGGUAGAAUGUCCCAGUGAUCUUUAUUGUAUCUCCUACAAAGAAGAGUUCCAAUAUUUCUGAAUAAGAGUUGCUUCCCUGUAAAGGGACGAAAAUCUAUAACAUAAUUAAACUGUGUAUGAAUAAGGAAAUAAAGAUAAAUUUAUACAAAAACAAUUCUGAUGAAGGUGUGUAAGUGAUGGGACUCUACCUUAAUGACAAGUAUAUGGUAUGAGGUGUAAGUGAUCGUAGUAUUUAUAAAUAAGUGAGUGGGUUAUCAGGCUAACCGAAUAUCAUGGGAAAUAGGUGGUUUUAUAUUUAACAGCUAAAAUACAGUAUGUAUAUUGCAGCAUUAAACGAAAUAAAAUUAUCUGAAUAUGA